This is a messenger RNA of Cheilinus undulatus (humphead wrasse), 4558 nucleotides long. It is a transcript of the gene aff3, whose product is annotated as AF4/FMR2 family, member 3. Gene Ontology annotation, cellular component: super elongation complex; nucleus. The coding region runs from base 142 to 3804 and encodes 1220 amino acids. Lineage: Eukaryota; Metazoa; Chordata; Actinopteri; Labriformes; Labridae. The transcript has 19 exons. The record is from RefSeq and is a predicted model, not a curated record. Gene Ontology annotation, biological process: regulation of gene expression.
ACCAGCAGCUGCAUUUUGGCAGAUCCACGAGUGAGGAGCCGGGCAGCAGGAGGCAGAAACGGGGACAACAUGUGCAGCUUUUAACGCGAGCCGUUAGUGGAAUGGACGCCGGGGGAGAGCACUGACCAUCCCGGCGGAACCAUGCCGACUGUCCUCGGUGGCAAAGGGAAACUUUCCAUUGUCUGCUUUCUACUUAAAUGCGCUUAUUCUCAGGUAACAAGGAGCCAACACCACAGCUGUGCCAAAGAUAUUCUAGAGGACAUGACUCAGUCCUGGCAGUCCCAGCAGGCUUUAGGGGGUGACCAGGUCCAGCGAAUCCUCUACAACCCUAAGGAAGCAAAGCAACCAACUACACAACAAAGGCAAAGCAGGGGGGACGUUCAGCUGCGAAUGACCCGUCACCCUCAUGUUGCACCUCACAAAUCGAUGCUUGCUGAUGACCUGAAGCUGAGCAGUGAUGAUGAAGAUGCUCACAGGACAACUCGUGAGGCAGCUUCCUGGGAUGAACACAGCCUGUCAGCACAGCGAGCACACACACAUGGCAGGCGGGUGAGACAUUCCAGCUCGGACUCAUCGGGCUCAGACUCCAGCGACGAGUCAGCCAGCAGUAGUCUUCACUCCUCCUGGAGCCACAGCCGAAGCCCCGAAGUUCACCCGGAUCCUGCGUCGCCUGCCAACACGCAGCAAGAGUGCAACAGCAAGGAGACUGACCACCCCUCUGCUGCCCAGUGGCAGUUGGAUAAAUGGCUAAAGAAGCCCCGGAAAAAAUCUGCCAUCAGUGAACAGGAUCCUUCUCAGAGCAUUCCAGGACGCCUUCCCUCUCCCUGCACCCAAAGAGCUCCGUCUCCAGCCAGAUCCUGGGACAGAAAUCGAGACUACAGCCCAAGCCAAAGCCCUAUUCCCAGCCCCCAUUUCAAUUACAGCGACAACAACAGUCCCUUACCCAGUCCUGGCUACAGCUUCUGCCCUAGCCCCAGCCCGUUCCCCAGCACCUGCCCCAGUCCCAGCCCCAGCCCGAUCCACAGUCCACUUCCAAGUGUUUGCCCAAGUCCAUGUGGGAGCCCAAGAUCCAGCCGUAGCCCUAGCCCUAUACAACAAGAUCCACCACGAAGCCCAAGUCCGAGCCUGCCUGCUCCUCCGAGAGUUCGUCACUAUCCUGACGUUCAGAGUCAGAUCCAAACACAACCAAGCCUACCAACCAAUCCACACAGGAGUAAAAACCGGUCAUGGAUUGCCCCAUUGCCUAACACCAACAAUAAAACCAAACCUUCAAAAAGUACUUAUCCUCAACAGUCUCGGCAGCACACAGCCAGUUCUCGGCCCACACAGCAGCAAGACCAGAACCAAAGCAAAUCAAAGGAUUCUGCUACUUUAAACGCUAACGCCAAAUCUAAAGCCAAGCAUAGCUCAGUCCCAAGUUCUAGACAGGUCUCAGAGCUUCCCAAAGCCAAAAACACAUCUCAAUUCGAGCAAAUCCAAAGAAACAGAGCCAACCACACUUCCAACCAUAAGUCCAGACCUUUAAUUCCAUCAAAUACGCAACAUAGCCCCACAAAAACAAAGCACUUAGAUCCCACUAGUCGUGCAACCAACUCUAGUAUUUAUUCCCAACCUACCUCUAAAGCUGUGACUAAGUCUAACCCUAACCCUAGCCUAAAUCCCAGGUUAAAGUGUUUGGAUGCUCCUGUCCAUACUUCAACACCUAUCAACCAUACAAAAAAUCCACAAAGGAAGCCCCAGUCCAAAGAAGUAGGACACAGAGGAAAUCAUCUGACCAUAACAGAGGGGAGAAAACAAGACAGAAGAGAGGAAAGACAUAGGGAAAAACAACAACAAGGCAAGCAGGAGAGAAGGGAAGACAGGAGGCUGGCGGAGGAGCAGCUACUAAGGCGUCCCUGGAUCCAGAAUUCUGCUGAAGAAGAGGAGGAGGAAGAGGAGGAGGAGGAGGCAGUGAUAGAAAGGCAACGUAAGAGAGAGGAGACUACACAAGGGGAGACCAGGAGAAAGACGGAGAAGCAAAUUAGUUGUGAAUGGCAAACAGCCCAGGUCAAAAGGAGACUACCUUUCAACACAGAGCCACACCGCCCUCAGGGUGACUCACACAACCAGGGGAGGACAAAAAAGGUAGGGAGAAGUGAGGAGGAGAGAGGAAUACAACAAGAACCGUCAACGCCUCCAUCACACUCCCCGGCUCCUCAUAGAUCGUCCUCCUCAUCCUCUACCUCCUCCUCUUCAAAUUCAGAUUCAGAAUCUGAAAAUCAGGGUCCAGUCACCAAAGUCCCAGCUGACUCUACCUCUCAUAAGAGGCUCUCAAAGAGAGGGCAACAAGGUCCAGGAAGACCAGAUGCCAACAGGCCGAAGGUGGUGUAUCCGAGAGGGCCCACAUCAGGGAAUCCGAGUGAGGGGAGGCAAAAACUUUACACUCUGGUCCCAUUUGGCCGAGGUGACAAGACUACAGCUCCUUCCCAGCGAGGACUAAGAAAUCUGGUGGUGCAGAUAGAUCUCUGUUUGCUCAAAAGGGUCCCUGACAGCACAACUAGCUCCCCUGUUAAGAAAUCCUCGACUUCCUCAACAGCAACAUCAACAUCAACCAAGGACAAGCAAAGAGAGGCUAUGAAACACCUGUUUGUCCCUGAGACCGGGACUAAAGACAGCAAAAGGAAGCGCAAGCUGGAGAAUGGUGUGCCACACAGAGAAAGCAAGAGAAGUAUUCCUUAUGCAAAUGACCUCCCAGGCCACACAGGGUCUUCAUCUCAUGCUGCUCAGCAAAACCUUGUGACUGAAACCACACACAAUGGGUACUUGGAGGAGUACCUGGACAACAAGAGGCCACUGUCUCCCCUGUCACCGCUCUCUGACAGCCCAGACUCCGCCAAGCCUCCCUCCAAAACGAAGACAUCAGAGCAGCAUCACACCUCCAAGAACAGAGACAAGAGUAAAGAUUCUGCUAUUAAGCCCAAGAUGGAGGUGGAGUUUGUGAAAGUGUCAAGGCAGCCACAGCCACCAUCCGAGUCCUGGGGCCCUUCAGGACACAGGGGAGCCCUGCCAAACCAUGAUACGCCACAUCAUGCUGAGUACUACUUACAUGAGGCUAAAAGAAUGAAGCACCGUGCAGAUGCAAUGGUGGACAAGCUUGGAAAGGCUGUAAACUACAUUGAUGCAGCUCUUUCCUUUAUGGAAUGUGGGAAGGCCAUGGAGGAAGGGCCACUGGAGGCAAAAUCUCCGUAUACCAUGUACUCUGAGACAGUGGAGCUUAUCAGGUACGCAAUGAGGCUAAAGAGUCACUCUGGCCCUGGGGCAAGACAGGAAGACAAACAGUUGGCGGUACUUUGUUUCCGAUGUCUUGCCCUCCUUUACUGGCAAAUGUUUCGUUUAAAGAAAGACCAUGCACUGAAAUACUCCAAAGUCCUGUUGGACUACUUUAAGAGUUCCCCUAAAGUGCCUUCAACACCACCAGGUUGGAAUGACUGUGGGAAGGGUACAGGAGGACCCCCUUCUUCACUCUCUCCCAAUGCAAAACAAGUCGGACAGGGUUCACACGGGGGCAGUAACUUCCCCUCUCACAUUAGCAUUCCCCAACGUAUCCACCAGAUGGCAGCAAAUCAUUUGAACAUUACCAACAGUGUCUUGUACAGCUAUGAGUACUGGGAGGUGGCAGACAAUCUUGCAAAGGAGAAUAUGGAAUUCUUCAACUACUUGAAUACACUGUCUGGGCCAUUGACUCUUCACAGUAGCAUUGCUCACACAGUCCAAUACACAAGACAGGCUCUUCAGUGGAUACGCAUUAGUGCCAAACUUAACUGACAUGGAGAGGAUUUGAUCAAACUAGACUCCUGGAUCUACAGGCCUUAUUUGGAAAAGACAAACCUCUGGAUCUCUGUGCAGCUCACUGACCAGUCCUGAUACAUGCUGAGUUGCCUGUUUUAAAUGGAUUUACAGGAAACGGGGCCUCAUCCUGAUAGAAAUCCUCAUAGGAUGUUAGGUGAUCACCGUUUGGGCCUUAAUGUGUGCAAAGUCUUCUGAAGGACUAAUCAUCUGACAGUUCCCAGAUGCAUCUUCCUCUUCAUCGUAGGAUUAGAUUGUUGUGUGUGCUACGGCUCGAAAAUCACUUGCCAAACAUCCCUUCAUGUCUCAGAAAGAAUAACAUGCUUUUGUGCAGUGCUAUCUGUUAAGAAUUUUACAAACUUUGGGAUUCAAUUUAUACAACCAACUGGUUAAAAACAGGACAAUUUGCUGUCUGCGAUGUUUUCUACAGAAGAUGACUCAAUGACUGUUUUUAAAAGAAUUGGGUUAUAAUUUGUAUGUGUUUUUCUUCACUGUGCAAUAUUUCAUGGAAAAUCGUUUUUUAGAAAAGAAGUGAAAAGCUGUUGAGUACUCGUGUAGGUGCCAACAUUCAAGGCCUGGUAUAAAAAAAAUGCAUUUUUACUCCUAUUUCUAAUGUGGGAUUCUAAAAUUGACUAAAUAAUGAAGUUGAAGGCAUCACUUAGACUUCCUCUUUGCAUGUUUCCUGUCUUGUGUCUGCUUCAGGAGUAUGCAAUUUUACAUUUCUGAACUCCAG